UGAUGGCGUAGAGCGGACUGGGGGCGGCGAGAGAGGAGGGUGAGAUGCUGAAUCCUUCCGCAUUAUCUUAUGCUUCUCCAGCGCUCCUUCUCAUCCUUCCCAUGUCCCAUUUGACGGCCGGCGGAAUUGCAAUCAACCUCUCACUUCCAGAAUCGCUUCUUCCCCAUCACGACUGUUUUGGGGCAAUUGCUCACACAAGAGUAUCCUGGCUCUCAAAACAUUGGCUUCCGUUCUAAACAUGCACUUGCCAAGUUUCAGAGGUCCGAG
This is a messenger RNA of Hyaloscypha bicolor E, 267 nucleotides long. RefSeq lists its product as uncharacterized. The record is from RefSeq and is a predicted model, not a curated record. The transcript has a single exon. NCBI's taxonomy places the organism in Eukaryota, Fungi, Ascomycota, Leotiomycetes, Helotiales, Hyaloscyphaceae. Bases 45 to 236 code for a protein of 63 amino acids.